AUAAAAGAUAAUUAUAAUAAUAAUAAUAAACGAAUAUAUAUAUAUAUAUAUAAUAUAUAUAUUAUAAACUGAGAGAGGUGAAUCCUUUGACAAUUGCAAAUCGUUAUCGAUAAGAGUGAGAUUCAUUGUCAACGAGUGUCACUUUUGGAUUAAGAAGAACGAAAGAAGCAUAUAUAUAUAUAUGUAUGUAUGUAUGUAUAUGUAUAUAUAUUGGUCUGACUAUUUGGAUUAUUAUUUGUUUGGUUUGGUGUAGAAAAGAAAAAAGAACAAACGAAAAAGGAAAUUAUAUGAAUAACGUCUUUUAAGUGUGUGAAAACUAUAUCGAGAAAGUUUCGAGAAAGAAUUAAGACUGGAUUCUUUCCUUUCGGGGGUGGACGAUGUUCGUGAGAUUUUAAUCGUACGAAUAAUUAAUUCUACGUUCUCUCUUUCUCUAUCUAUCUAUCUCUCCCACUCUGUGUGUCGUGAGGUUGGAAAAAAGGAGAGAAGAGAGAUAUAGAAGGAACGAUCAAAAGAGAAAGAGAGAGAGAGAGAGAGAGAGAGAGACACGCGUCGUCUCGUCUCGUCUCGUCUCGUCUCUCCCGAUCUCGCGAGUGACAAGUGGUCGGCGACGCGCGCUUCAACCACGUGGCCGCUGGUGUUUGCGCCGGUGUUGUGUGCUCCCACACGGGGUGUCGAACGCGAUCGCGAGAAAAUUUCUUCGCCUAGGAGGUGGAGGUGACUUUCCUCGUCCGACUUGUGUUGUUGACUGUAUAUAUCGAGAAGUUUCUAGUGCGUUAAUCUGGGACAUUAAAGUGGGAACGAAGGAGGGAGAAAAAAAAUAAAUAAAAACAGAGAAAUAAAAUUGGACGUUCAAUCUCGUAGAAAGAAUUUUGUCCUUGAGUAAAAAGAGAAAGAAAGUGAGAAGAGAAAAGAACGAACUAGAAAGGAAAAAAAAAAAAUUGUUUUCCAAUUGCUAUGAAACUCUUUUAAAAAAAUUACCUCGUACGAACGAACUAUUGUUUAUCGAGAUCACGGAAAAGUCCAUAUACGUACGAUCUAAUUCGCAUUGGACACUGUGAUACGCGAAAUGCUGAGUGCCUCGGCCACCUCCAAACAAGAACGUAGGGUGCUGCGAACGUCGUUUUUGAGGGCCGUGGAGGCCUGCUAAGAUGACUGCACGUCUCCACUCGCUGAGGCACCAGGAGAAGAAAUCAGUCGGUAACAGCCACAGGCAACAGCAUCAUCAGCAGUCUCAACACCAACAACAGGCCGUACAUCAGGGUCCUAGCCCGGCACCCAGUCCCAGUCCUAGCCUUAGCCCGAGCCCGAAACACUCGGACGGACGUCGAGCGAACAAACCACUAAUGGAAAAGCGACGACGAGCGAGGAUCAACCAAUCUCUGGCAGCCCUAAAGGCGCUGAUCCUUGACAGCGCUAGGCUCGAGAAUACGAAGCACAGUAAACUCGAGAAAGCUGACAUCUUGGAGUUGACGGUGAGGCAUCUGCAAAGGCAAAGAUCUCUUGCACAACCUGGCCUGUCCAGGUACAAGGCCGGCUACCAGGAUUGCUCGAGGGAGGUGAGUCGAUAUCUCGAUGCCCCAGACAUCAUUACGGGCAAUACGACGCCGAUGGACCCGGCAGUGAAACAGAGGUUACUUCGUCAUCUGGACAGUUGCGUGUCCGAGCUUGAUCUAGAUCUUGGAUCGAGGCCUGACAGCGGAUUGGGUAGCAGUCCGGGUAGCGUGACGGAUCGUGUGACCGGAGCUACGAGUCCUGGUCCUUUGGAUCACCACGUGCCACCGACGCCUCAUUGCAGUACGGCCUUGAACCCAGCUGGCCUGAUAAAGUCCGAGAUACCGGAGAUGGAGACGGCCAGGCCGGAUAGUAGCACGACGGCCGGAGACGAGAACAACAACAGUAGCAGACCGACGUCGGCAUUCAGUCAAGUAAAUCCAGCUGGUCUGGAUCCCCAUCACCCUUCCGGUAUACCGGUCGAUCAAGCCUCAACGUCACAGCAAAAUCCGAAUAUGCUGUCGGUCGUUCAGGUGAUACCUUCAAGACUACCUGAUGGCCAGGUAGUUUUCCUUCUACCUAGUCACUACGUCCAACUCGCUGCAGCGGCUGCGGCGAACGGCAUCAGUAUCGGACCGAAUCCACCAACUGCAAUUUGGGCAGCUACCAACAUGUCCUUGCUCAAGGCAACGGAUAAACUAGCCAAAAGACCUCACGAAGAGAUGCAGGAUUGGCAGGAAACCGCGACUGGUGUGAAACCUAGUAAGAGCCCUCGAAUGCAAGAUCAACCUGAACAGCCUCUUGACUUUACUACCAAUUCGAAGAAAUUGAAGACAGGCUCAAGGACCUCCAUUCACGGUAUACCGGGUGUCGAACAUCAACAGCAACAGCAACAACAGCAGAUACCACCCUCGCGAACGACAACCGACGGUGCGAUUGUUCACGAGGAGAGACCCUCUAGUCAUGCGGGUAGUGAAAUCGCUGUUGGAAUGCCAUCCCCAUCGCAGCUCGGUCAACAGGCCGUUAAGGAUGAAGAGAGCAUGUGGAGGCCUUGGUAAAUCGAAUACCUUUGGCCGAUCGAUCGUCGAUCUUAUUUGUAUAUAAAUUAUACAUAUAUAUAUAUAUGUAUAUAUAUAUAUAUAUAUAUAUAUAUAUAUGUUAUAUAUAUAUAUCGAUGGAGAUUCGAGUGAAACAGCUUCGAUUCUAGACAACAUCCACUAGUCAAGGAAAAGGCAGACGAGAUGGUUUUUCCUUCGCUUGAACGAUUUCAUCGGAAGGAGCCGAAGAUUCGUCGAAAUUUUUCUCACGACUCGUUGAUACCAACUCGUACAAGAGAAACGUGUAAGUACAUAUAUAUGUAUGUACAUAUGUAUGUACGUGCGCUAACGCUAGCCGUCUGACGUCAAACUCGAAGUUCUUUCUCUUCUUCGAAGCAGUUUCAUGCGAUUCCGAAUGCCAAAGUAGUAAACGAGGCGAAAAAAUUUAACGAUCGUAAAAAAGAAAAAAAAAGAAAGAAAGAAAGAAAGAAAAGAAAAAAAAAAC
This is a messenger RNA of Vespa mandarinia (Asian giant hornet), 3033 nucleotides long. It is a transcript of the gene Sidpn, whose product is annotated as bHLH protein similar to Deadpan. The record is from RefSeq and is a predicted model, not a curated record. Gene Ontology annotation, biological process: regulation of DNA-templated transcription. Gene Ontology annotation, molecular function: DNA binding; protein dimerization activity. Lineage: Eukaryota; Metazoa; Arthropoda; Insecta; Hymenoptera; Vespidae.